ACACUCGGGAGCCUACAAAGGGCGCUCGAUCCAGCCGGUCGAUCGCUCGCUGUUGAGCGCGCCUGGCGGGAGCCCAAGGGAGGUGGCGGAGGGGAGAGAGGAGACCCGCAGCCCCGGAGGGGCGCAAGUAACUUUGCAAGGCGCGGCAUGGCAGCGGCGGCGUCACGUCGGGGCAGGCUGAGGCUCCUCUGCGGACGGGCGGCCAGCAGGCUCUGAGGAGUCCCCUGCCCCGUCGGGGGACUGAAAGGGAGCCGGCAAGCGGGACGCCGCGGACGGGCGCCCCCUCGGUUCCUAGCGGCGCGUGGGUUCCCUCCCUGAAGAGGCAUCCUCCGUCCCUCCUCCGGCCAGGUGGCUGGAGCGGCCGCGACGCCCAUCCGGCGCCCCGAGAGGAGCGGCGACUCGGCCCCUUAGAGGGCGCGCCUUGGCUUUCGGGCAGGGGGGUGCGCUCGCCAGCCGGCGGAAGCCCGCUCUCCCCCCGCCUCCCCGGGCCACCCCAGCCAGGCGGGCGAGCGCCGGGGCACCCAACCUGCGCGGCAUGGAGAGUGCGCACAGCUCGACGGCCGAGGAAGUCCUUCGCCGCUUCGGCGUGCGGGAGAGCUGCGGCCUCAGCGCGGAGCAGGUGCGGCGGCAGCGGGAGAAGUACGGCGCCAACGAACUCCCUGCUGAAGAAGGAAAAUCACUUCUGGAGCUGAUAUUAGAGCAGUUUGAAGAUCUCCUGGUGCGGAUCCUUCUCUUGGCUGCCUUUGUUUCAUUUGUCCUGGCCUGGUUUGAGGAAGGUGAAGAAACGACAACAGCUUUCGUGGAGCCUGUGGUCAUCAUCAUGAUCCUUAUUGCCAACGCCGUGGUGGGAGUAUGGCAGGAGAGGAAUGCAGAAAGUGCAAUUGAAGCCUUAAAGGAAUAUGAACCAGAAAUGGGGAAGGUGAUCAGGGCAGACAGGAACGGCGUUCAACGGAUCCGCGCACGAGACAUUGUCCCAGGAGAUAUUGUAGAGGUGGCAGUUGGUGAUAAAGUGCCUGCUGACAUCCGGAUCAUUGAGAUCAAGUCCACGACGUUACGGGUAGACCAGUCCAUUCUCACUGGAGAAUCCAUUUCUGUCAUCAAACACACAGAUCCCGUUCCUGACCCCAGGGCUGUCAACCAGGAUAAAAAGAACAUGCUUUUUUCCGGUACCAACAUUGCUGCUGGCAAGGCUGUCGGCAUUGUCAUCGCCACGGGGGUGUACACGGAAAUCGGGAAGAUUAGGAACCAGAUGGUUGCCACUGAGCCGGAGAAAACCCCCUUGCAACAGAAGCUGGAUGAGUUUAGCCAGCAGCUGUCGAAAGUCAUCUCUCUGGUCUGCAUUGCCGUCUGGGUCAUCAACAUCAGCCACUUCAGCGACCCCGUCCACGGCGGCUCCUGGUUCCGCGGGGCGAUCUACUACUUCAAGAUUGCCGUCGCCUUGGCCGUGGCUGCAAUCCCCGAGGGGCUCCCCGCAGUCAUUACCACUUGCCUGGCGCUGGGGACCCGUCGGAUGGCCAAAAAGAAUGCCAUUGUGAGGAGUCUCCCUUCCGUGGAAACCCUGGGCUGCACAUCAGUCAUUUGCUCCGACAAGACGGGCACUUUAACAACCAAUCAGAUGUCCGUGUGCAGGAUGUUCAUUGUUGAGAAGAUAGAAGGAAUCCACUGCAGCCUUCACGAGUUCACCAUCACUGGGUCCACAUACACCCCAGAGGGACAAGUCUUGAAGAACGAUAGCCCUGUUCGAUGUGGACAGUUUGAUGGCUUGGUGGAACUUGCCACAAUCUGUGCCCUUUGCAAUGACUCCUCCCUAGAUUACAAUGAGUCCAAGAAAGUCUAUGAAAAAGUGGGCGAAGCCACGGAGACAGCGUUGACGUGCUUGGUGGAGAAGAUGAACGUUUUCGACACGGAUACAAGCAGUGUCUCUAAAGUUGAGAGGGCCAACGCAUGCAAUACAGUAAUCAAACAGCUGAUGAAGAAGGAGUGUACCCUUGAAUUCUCCCGCGACCGCAAGUCCAUGUCCGUCUACUGUACGCCGGUGGCCUCCAGCCGCAACUCUUCCAGCAGCAAGCUCUUUGUCAAGGGAGCCCCAGAGAGUGUCAUCGAGCGCUGCAACUAUAUCCGGGUCGGCAACAACCGGGUGCCCCUGACUCUCUCCACCAAGGAGAAGAUACUCUCCAAAAUCCGGGAAUGGGGCACUGGCAUAGACACGCUGCGCUGCCUGGCACUGGCCACAAGAGACCACCCACCCCGGAAAGAAGACAUGCGUCUGGAUGACUCCAGCCAGUUCAUCAACUAUGAGAUUAACCUGACGUUUGUCGGCUGUGUGGGGAUGCUGGACCCUCCCCGGAAGGAAGUGAUGUCGUCCAUUGAGAUGUGCAAGAAAGCUGGCAUCCGUGUCAUCAUGAUCACCGGAGACAACAAGGGGACCGCUGUGGCCAUCUGCCGGAGGAUUGGGAUCUUCUUGGAAGGCGAGCAGGUGAUGGACAAAGCCUACACGGGCCGAGAAUUUGACGAUCUCUCGCCAGAGGCCCAGAGUGAUGCCUGCCGUUCAGCGCGCUGCUUUGCACGGGUGGAGCCUGCCCAUAAGUCCAAGAUAGUGGAAUACCUACAGUCGUUCAAUGAAAUCACAGCUAUGACCGGGGAUGGCGUGAACGAUGCCCCUGCUUUGAAGAAAGCUGAAAUUGGGAUUGCGAUGGGUUCUGGCACAGCUGUGGCCAAAUCAGCAGCGGAAAUGGUCUUGUCCGAUGACAACUUCUCUACCAUCGUUGCUGCUGUAGAGGAGGGCAGGGCCAUCUACAACAAUAUGAAGCAGUUCAUCCGCUACCUCAUUUCUUCCAACGUUGGAGAAGUUGUCUGCAUCUUCCUGACAGCCAUCCUGGGCCUCCCCGAAGCUUUGAUCCCGGUCCAGCUGCUUUGGGUGAACCUGGUGACUGACGGCCUGCCAGCUACAGCUCUCGGCUUCAAUCCCCCCGACCUUGACAUCAUGGACAAGCUUCCGCGGAACCCCAAAGAGCCACUCAUCAGUGGGUGGUUGUUCUUCCGCUACCUUGCGAUUGGAGUGUAUGUCGGCUUUGCAACCGUGGGUUCAGCAACCUGGUGGUUUUUGUAUGACCCUGAAGGACCACAAGUUACUUUCCACCAGCUGAGGAACUUCAUGCGAUGCACAGAGGACAACCCCAUCUUUGAAGGCAUUGACUGUGUCAUUUUUGAGUCUCGAUACCCGACCACCAUGGCGCUCUCUGUGCUAGUGACGAUUGAGAUGUGCAAUGCGCUUAACAGUGUGUCUGAAAACCAGUCGCUGCUGAGGAUGCCACCCUGGCUCAACAUCUGGCUCUUGGGAGCCAUUGUCGUGUCCAUGGCUCUGCACUUCCUGAUUCUCUCCGUGAAGCCAUUGCCUCUGAUCUUUCAGGUGACGCCGCUAAGCUGGCCUCAAUGGGUGACUGUGCUGAAGAUCUCCUUGCCGGUUAUCCUCCUGGAUGAAGGCCUCAAGUACCUUUCCCGCAAUCAUUUAGAAGGCAAAGAUGCUAAGAAAUGAAUGAUACAAAAAGAUAUUCAAUUUCACCGCAAAUAAACGCUGAGCUCCUGAUUGGGACUGAAGAAUUUGCAUGCUUGAACAUCACCAGAAGGCAACAAGGAACACACAUGCUUUGGAAGUCUCGGACAAUGCGGGUGAAUCAUUGAAAGAAAUGGGGAAAAAACUGAUUUGAUUUUUAGUUUUCUUUUCAACUUUUGUUACGUAGCUUCCCCCGCGCCCCCUGUAAAUAGUGGUGCAAAUAUUGGACAGCUAAAUUAUGGUUUAGGGGGUAGAAUUUGCAAUGUAAUGGAGGCAGGAUAACCCAGAUCCUUAAAUAUUGGCUUCUUAAAAUGUUA
Messenger RNA from Rhineura floridana, 3870 nucleotides. It is a transcript of the gene ATP2A3, whose product is annotated as ATPase sarcoplasmic/endoplasmic reticulum Ca2+ transporting 3. The coding region runs from base 536 to 3535 and encodes 999 amino acids. The transcript is spliced from 21 exons. Gene Ontology annotation, cellular component: membrane. Gene Ontology annotation, biological process: intracellular calcium ion homeostasis; calcium ion transmembrane transport. The record is from RefSeq and is a predicted model, not a curated record. Lineage: Eukaryota; Metazoa; Chordata; Lepidosauria; Squamata; Rhineuridae. Gene Ontology annotation, molecular function: ATP hydrolysis activity; P-type calcium transporter activity; ATP binding.